AUGGGCGUCUCUACCUCCACAGAGCCACAGUUUUUGUCCAAGCUGUCCCCAUCGGCGGACCUGCUCAUCGCCGUGUUUCUCAUCUUCACAGGGGUGUCGUCCGUGUGUGGAAAUGGGGCUGUGCUUGCAGUUUAUUACAGAAAAAGAAGCAAAAUCAAACCUGCAGAGCUCCUCACUGUCAAUUUAGCCCUGUGUGAUUUUGGGUUCAGCGUCCUGGGAGUGCCCUUCUUCAUCAUCUCCAGCUUGAGCCACGCCUGGAUUUUCGGGGAGACCGGGUGUCUUCUGUACGGGAUUCAGGGCUCUGUGUUUGGCAUCGGCUCUCUCAUCAGCACCUCGCUCAUAUCUCUGGACCGCUGCCUGAAAAUCUGCUGCUUAAGAUAUGGUCAGUGGGUCAACAACCUCCAUGCGUUCUUGUGCAUGUUGGUCAUCUGGCUGUACACUGUGUUCUGGGCUUCACUUCCGGCUUUUGGGUUUGGACGUUACAGACCAGAACCUUAUGGAACCAGCUGCACCGUUGACUGGUGGAGUAUCCAGACAACGCACAUUGACCGUCUCUAUGUGUACCUCUUCCUGUGCUUUGGUUUUGGAUUACCCACAGUCACCAUCAUCACUUCAUAUCUGGCCAUUCUGAUCAAGGUUUACAUCUCUAAUCGUGCCCUGGCGUCUAUUCCCUGCUCCUUUGUCUCCAAUACCAGCACCAAAGAUCUCAAACUCGCAAAGAUGGCUGUGGUUGUGUGCAUUGCUUUCCUCGUGGCCUGGCUGCCCUACGCCUCUGUGUCCCUCAUUUCGGCCCUGCUCUCCGGAGAAGACCCCCUCUCUGCACCCACACCUGCCCCCAUCAUCAACUCCGUCCUCAACUGGACCUCCACAGAGUCCUACAAACACUUUAACCCUGGAAAAUGGAGCAACACGUCUCUCUCCACUCACCAGGGACUAACUACGAGCAGCCCUGAGUCCAGUCUGGCUCCUGUGGUCACUGUUAUCCCCGCGCUGUUUGCCAAAUCCCACUGUAUGAUGAACCCGAUCAUUUAUCAGAUCAUGCACAGAGAGUUCAGGGACAGUCUGUAUCAGAUGGUGUUUGGACGAGGAAAAAGCUGA
Messenger RNA from Boleophthalmus pectinirostris (great blue-spotted mudskipper), 1098 nucleotides. RefSeq names its product opsin 9 (gene opn9). Gene Ontology annotation, cellular component: membrane. The record is from RefSeq and is a predicted model, not a curated record. Gene Ontology annotation, molecular function: G protein-coupled receptor activity. Gene Ontology annotation, biological process: G protein-coupled receptor signaling pathway. Lineage: Eukaryota; Metazoa; Chordata; Actinopteri; Gobiiformes; Gobiidae. Bases 1 to 1098 code for a protein of 365 amino acids. The transcript has 7 exons.